This is a messenger RNA of Myxocyprinus asiaticus (Chinese sucker), 6074 nucleotides long. RefSeq names its product cardiomyopathy-associated protein 5-like. The record is from RefSeq and is a predicted model, not a curated record. Lineage: Eukaryota; Metazoa; Chordata; Actinopteri; Cypriniformes; Catostomidae. Gene Ontology annotation, molecular function: protein binding. The coding region runs from base 254 to 5599 and encodes 1781 amino acids. The transcript is spliced from 13 exons.
CGUUCGCAAUGUGUUCCUGUGUUAUAGUAAACAUUAGAAAUUACAUUUAAUAGAGUUUCCUUCAGUCGAGUUACAAAAAACUAGGACAGCUGUGACGCUUUUCCUAUCGCGCAGCCUUGAGAUCUGGAACAUCUUUGAAAUCUAUUUCUAGCAGCCGCUGAGCAAGGCGAAUUGCAUUCAACGAGAUGAUCCCAACACGAAGCAGCACUUUCCAAGACUGUUUUUUAUUUUAAAAUAACGUCACCAUUUCGCAAUGAUCAAAAUGGAUCGUGCGUUGAAAUGGGAAUGUGAGGGGGCAGAGCCAGAAAUGGAGGAAAUGCAGGACGUGGGUUCAGAAAUGAUCAAUAUCGACGACGAAGAGGAGAUUGAAGAACUCCAUAACAGUUUAAAGGAAGCAAUGCAAGAUCCAUCCGUGAAACCCAAACUCCAGUGCCUGAUGGUGGAUCCAUCCUUCUCCAUGGUGACGGUACAGAGCGAGGACAGUGGAAUAGUAUGGGAGACUGCAUCCAGUAGAUGCUCGACCCCAUGGGCUUCAGAGGGAAGCUCACCGUCAGAACAAUACAGUCUUGAGGGCUCUGUAACACAGGGCAAUAUUGUGAUCAUAAUGGAUGAAGAUAGAAUCAAGAGGAGGAAAAGAACAAGCAGCAGAUGCAAGCUGGGCGACAGGUUUAGAAAGUCAAGCUCCAGGCUGCCAAAAAGUCGAGUAGGUGAGGAAAGACCAGCAAUGACUGAGGUAUCUGUUCCGAACAUCAGAUUUGAAAACCAUGAGGAGGAACACUCUGUUGAAACCAAGGAUCAAGAUUAUUUUAACUUGAUAUCAGAGGGUUUCGAAAUACUCAAUAUAGUUGUGCCAUCGAAGUUCCCUACCGUAGAUGAGGAAGAAAGCACUAAACUGGCAGAGAAUUUAUCCUACUUGGAGGAUACACCUAAGAUAAACUCCAAGUAUAAGAAAUAUGAAGCUCUAGCUCCAAGCAGUCCUUGGAACAUAGAGAUAGACAUUCAAGAAAUAAAGCAGACUGAGAACUUGAAGGAUUCGCCCGAGAUUUCCGCUGAUAAACAACCCAAGAAUGAUGAAACUAAUUUGGACUAUCUUGAGAAAUUCACACUGUUAGAUGUACAAGCCCCUAGUGAUGGCACUGCAUUGACAGAGAAUCUUAUACCAGAAGUGACUGGCCAGCCAGAGGAACCUUAUGUGACUCAGAAAGACACAAAAGCAGAUGACGUUCUUGAUGAAUCCUUUGUCAUCAUCAGUGAUGUUGAAAUUUUAGGAGAAAGGCUUGACGAAGUGUUCUACGGAAGUAGCUUCAAUGCAGAGCCUGAAGUUCCUCAAGGGCGCGAGGACUGGGAUGGGGCAAACGCAAGCUCUAAAACUCUCAAAGAGAGUGGGUCAGACUUAUUUGGAAGUCAGGAAUGUGUCCUCACGCCUGUGUUCCUCCCCACUGGACCUCCGAAGAUCAUAGAUCCUGUACUUCUUGAGGAGCCAAGAGCAAUGUCCUUCCACUACUCAGACCUUUAUGAGGAUGCAUUAGGAGACAGGAAGAGAGAAGAAGACUUCUCAGAUACAGAGAGUGUAGUUUCAGAAAGGUCUUUCAAAAGGCGAUAUUCAGAUUCUGAUGACGCAGAUGGUUAUCUGGAAAAAUUCAUACUGAAGGAUGAAACUACAGUGGUUGACAAGGUACCUGAUGCCAGAGAGGAGGAAGAAGGGGAGAGACUAGCAUGGUUACAAAGUCAAUUUGAACUCGCUGGAGGUUUAGUAUGUGCAAAAGAAGAAAAUGAUGAAGUAACUGUCAGCCUAUCAAGCGAGACGGAUAAAAAUGAACACAUCAGCAAAGAGGACUGUAAGUCUACAGGGUGUUGUUCACCAGGGCAUUGUGCUCCAGUGGAAACCAUCGCUAGAGGAACAGUCACAUCAAAGGACUUGCUCGUAAAACAAGGUAUGGAAUUUAAAAAGCAAUGUGAUGUGGCUGUCAUUACCAAGAACAGUAUCAAAACAAAAGGUGACCCCUUGGACAUACUACCUCAAAAAUUGGCUCAGGUACUUGAACCAGAAAGCAAAUUCACCAAAAAAGAUGAAGAACAGACAAUUGAUGAACACAGUGGAAAAGAAAAAAUAAAGCAGACUGCUGAUAUUCAAGUGCUUGGGGGUUUAGCGCAUAAAGAUGCAAUUAAAACUAAAGAUGCAUUUGACAUUUUAUCUGUAACAAAGUAUUCAGAGAAAAUCCAGGCUGAAGUAUUACAUGAAGUUAAAAGAAUUGGUGGUUUUGAGGACAGUAUGGGUAAACAUCAAGAAGCAACUGAUGUAAUUGUUGAAAUCCAGGAAACAAGUAUUAUUACCAAGAAAGACAAAGGAGUGGAUGAAAAAAACAACAUAAAAGGCAAAGUCGUUUUAGAGCGGAAUAUUACUGCGAAGGUUGAUAUAGACAUUCCUGAAAAAAUACAAGGAGAAACACCAGAAAUAUUUGCUCAGGAGGUCAUCAGCAUCAAAGAAACUCUGUUAGAUGAAACAGAAACCAAAGCUGAAGAAAUGCAGCAUUUGAAAGUAGAGAAAGAGGUUGAACCUUCAGAAGAGUCUGAAACAGUUACAAAAACACAUGCUACUGAAGCUGAACUUUCUGCAGAAUCCUUAGAAAAUACCUCUAUGGUCCAUAGAUAUGGUGAAAUACUAGCUAUCGUUGAGGAUAAAGUGAGUGACAUUGCAAGUAAAGGAAUGAUACCCAAAGAGAAACUAGAGCAAGGAAUUGACAAAAUUGCUGAUGAAGAAAUUGAAAUAAAGCCAGAGCCUGAAUCAGUGCAUAUAGCUUCAGAACAAUCACUUCCAAGUGAAACGGAUACAACAAGCACUGAGUUUCAGACUAAACCUGGGAUUACAAGUGAGGAUGAAUGUUUGAAGAAAAAUGAAGUCAGUGCAGCAAAUGAGACAGACAAAGAAGUAGAAGUGGGUGCAAAUAGUCCUACAAAUGAGCCACUACUGCUUAAGCAAAGGCUUGAAAAGCAAGAAGGACAUAUUGAUAUACCUGAGAUUGAAACUGAGGUUACAAGUAAACAGGGAAAAUUUGAAGAAAUCAAGAUAGAUGUUACAGAGGAAGCAAAGCAGGAUAUUGUUGCCACAAAAGAGACUGUUCAGGAUGAGAUGCCUGCUGAAAACAGAGAGACAACUAAGGAAGAAAUGGUUGAUUCAAGUCAAGCAUAUAGCUUGACAGAAAUAUUAGCUACUAAAAUGGAAAGCAUUGAUAUAAAGAACAGCGUAAUAGAAGACACAGAAGAUGUUUCAAAAGUGAGGCCAUUACCUAUACCAACUAAAGUGGUACAGGUAGAAGAACCUAGUAAAGGAAAAUAUAUAACCACAGGCCAUACAUCAUUAACCAAGGAGAUCCCAGAGAUAGAAACUUCUACUGGUGGGAAAAAAAUUGAGAAUAGAAUGUCACCUGUGGUGUCAACAGCAAAUGUAGAGGUAGGACGUAAGUGUAAGAUGCAGGAAGCACAUAUAAAUGACACACAGAUUGAAGAUAUAGUGGACAUACCAGAGCCGCCUCCACCAGUUGAAGAAGAGGAACCACAAGCAAUGAGAGUUUCUCCUUUAGAGCUGGCGUUUUAUGAGGAUAUAAGCAGAGAUGGAAGCCUCAGAAGUGAUAAAGGUAUUUUCUCACAAUUGCGAAGUUUUGCCCCUCAAGAGGACCUCUCUUCCUUUAGCUGCGAGCCAGAUUUGCAGCAGGAAAUUGUGGAUGAACUUGAUUAUGAGAUGGUCACAGAACAAGAGGCAAGACAGUCAGAACAAGCUAUAGCUGAGGUUAAAGAGGAACAAGUUCAACUCGCAGAUCAAACUCUGGAAAUAAGCUUUGAAUUUGUAGAGGAUUUAGAUGGCGGCCAGAUGUCAGAAUGUGAACCUCAAGAGGAGAUUGAAAUUCAGCCAAUGGAUGCAUUCUGCCUUGUGUGUAGAUGCCCAAUACUGCUGAGUGACGCUGAGCAUCAAAACCAUGAGACAUCCUCUUUGGACGAGGCCUUUGACAGUAUUAAGAAUCAGCUGAGUGAGUGCAUAUCAGCUUUACAAGGAAGAUCAGAGGAAAUUGAAGACUUUGUAUCUGAGCUUGAGCUGGAAUACAACACAGUGGAGGAGAACUUUAUUGAUUGUGAGAAGAUCAUAAAUGAGCACCAUGACGAGGCACUGAAGCUGGUCAUGGACCAGUAUAAUGAGAUGUCUCAUGCCAUGGAGGAGGAGAAAAAAGCCAAGCUGGAGCAGCUGUAUGACCAGAUUGUGUCUUUCCAAGAGAAUAUUGACAAAGCCAAUGAGACUAUGGCGAUGACAACUAAGGAGAUGGAAGAGACGGACCCUCUUAAAUUUGUUUCUUCAUCAAAAGAUAUAAAUAUGAGGUUGAAUGCAGCUUUGGAAUCCACCAUGUCACUGGAGCUUGGUCCGCGAGGUCUACUGGUUUUUGAGGAUUAUGCCAAGGGCAAAUCAGGCAUUGAGAAGAAAAACAGACAAGCCAUUCCAGUGCCUCAAAAACCACAUCUUCAGCCUCAAGAGGCCAAUUCUGCCACUGGUACAUCUGUCACUGUAUACUGGAGAGUCAGUGAGGAUGACAUUAUCGACUGCUUCCAAGUCUAUUGCAUGGAAGAGCCACAAGGAGCAAUCUCAGAGGAGUACCGGGUGACUGUGAAGGAGAGCUACUGUAAUCUAGAAGAACUGGAACCAGAUAAGUGUUAUAAAGUGUGGGUGAUGGCGGUGAACUACACGGGCUGCAGCAUGCCGAGUGAGAGACUACCCUUCAGAACUGCCCCAUCUGUACCUGUGAUCCAGACGGAGCAGUGUACUGUGCUGUGGGACUCUGCCACACUGCGUUGGAGCGCCGUUCAGCCCAGCGCUGUGGACAGCUUUACACUGGAGUAUUGCCGCCAGUAUGCAUGUGAGAGAGAAGGACUUAGAUCUAUAUCAGGGAUAAAAGGCAAUGAGCAGAGGGUCCUUCUUCAGCCCAAUGAGAAUUACCUCUUCUACAUCAAAUCAGUGAAUGCCUGCGGGGCCAGUGAGCAGAGUGAAGCGGCCCUUAUCUCCACCAGAGGUACGAGGUUCCACUUCCUCAGUGAAACCGCUCACUCAAUGCUGAAGGUUUCAGAGGACAGAAACUCGGUAGAGUACACACAGGACACCUACAAUAAAAUGUCCUCAGUCAUUGAAUGCCCAGCUGUCAUGGGUGAGCUCCUGCCUUCACUUGGAUAUUACUACUGGGAGACAGAGGUUUCCAGGUGCAAAGCGUACCGCAUUGGCGUUGCAUAUCCAACAGCAUCACAAACCAGCACGUUGGGGGAGAACAGCACCUCCUGGUGUUUGCACUGUGUACCUACAUCUAUAAGCUGCAGAUUUGAGCUGCUUCAUGACUGUGUGGAGUCUGACAUCUUUGUAAUGGACGUACCUACACGGAUCGGCACUCUGUUGGACUACAGCCAGGGUCGGCUUUUCUUUUUUAAUGUCCAGAACGGGCAGCUCUUGAGCACUUUUCAGCACACCUUCACUCUGCCCUGCCACCCUGUCUUUGUCUUAGAGCAACCGGGUAACCUAGAGCUGAAAAUGACCAUGGACGUGCCAGAGUUUGUCAAGCACUGCUAGUUUACAUCACUUACACCUCAGUGAUCUGGCUUGCUAGUGUGACAAGAUAUGAAUCAAGUAAUUUUUUUAAUUGACUUUCUUAAUUAUAUAUUAAAUUGUAUUUUGCUAUCGUGAAAAGUUAUUCAGUACUACUAAAUGGCAUGAAUUAAAGGAUUUUGAGAAAUGUUUAGUUUGGCUAAUUUUGGGAAAGGAGGAAUUCCUUUUGAAGCUGUGCUUUUAAGUCCCUUCAAACUAGUUUUGUGGUUUUGAGCCAUUGCGUUGUUUUUUGUAUAUCUGAAACAGAACGUGCAUGCAACAAGUUUUAUUGUUAUAUUUGAUAAAAAUUCAGGGUCACUUUAUAAUAUAUUAAAUGUCAGUGUAUUUAUUUUGGAAGCUGCAAGCUUUCACCUAGGUUGUUUGAAUAAAACAGAUGUUGGCAGUGGUAAUAACAGGCUUUUCAUAGCUGAAUUCUCCCUCCGAGAAGACACGUUUUGAA